Messenger RNA from Hevea brasiliensis (rubber tree), 2492 nucleotides. RefSeq lists its product as uncharacterized. The coding region runs from base 805 to 2238 and encodes 477 amino acids. The record is from RefSeq and is a predicted model, not a curated record. The transcript is spliced from 7 exons. Lineage: Eukaryota; Viridiplantae; Streptophyta; Magnoliopsida; Malpighiales; Euphorbiaceae.
AAGCUAAAGUCAAACAAAAGAAUUCACACUGUUUACUUCACAGCCUUUGAAUUUGUCAUGCAAAAUAUGGACCCCAAUAUGGACAAAUCUCAGGCCCUGUGAAUGGUUUUUUUUCCUGUAGAAUCGACAGCAGCCCAUAAUUCUAUUGACCAAAUUAUCCAAACCCAGAAGAAAUAUAUAUAUUCUAGGUAAAUCAAAGUGGGUUAGCUUUAGCUUGUUAAAUAUGGUGAAGGAUCGUAAAAAUAACUCAGGCUGACACAAAGAACAUCUAGGGAAGUGAGAAAGAGACCCUCCAAAGCAAAGAACAUUGGAAAACCAGAAUCAAGUGUAAUUCCUAUCUGUCCUCAUAGCCAAAGUAAAGAAUAACAGAGACCAGUACCAUUUUGCCCCUAUAAAAUUAGCACAAAAGCUAAAGUUUCAGUCCUUGUAUAGGAGACUGGAAACAUACCCCCAUGUUCAUCUCUCUCUCUCUCUCUCUCUCUCUCUCUCAUUCAUUUGCCCAUUUUCAUUUUUCAAAAUUUUUUAAACUAAAAUGAGUGAUUUCAUCACUGCCCAGUAUUUAUAACUCCACACCCACAUGGGCAAAACUUUAAGAGAAGCCUGAAGCCAACCCAAUAGCAAUACUGUAUUCGUGUGUGUGUGUGUGUGUUUUUUUUUAAUCAGCUUCUGCAUAGAAGUUCAAGCCUGUCAGAACAUAAAACCAAGGUGGAGGAUUAGAAGCUGCAAGAGAAUAGAGAGAAGCAAGCGAAGUUAUUUGUUAUUUUUUUGGAUUCAAGAGCUUUGGAAGUGGUAAGGGAUUGAAUUAUGGGGUGGGGGGGUUUUCUUAGAUUGGUCAUUCUGAGUUGGAUUUGGAUGGAUACAAAUACUAGGAAUAAAUGGUGUUACUGUUUUGAUCACAGAAGAAGACAACACCAAUGUGGACAACAACAAACAUAUACAGAUUUGGCAAAAGAAAAAAAACCAAGAAAUUUCUCAAACAUGGCUUCUAUUUGGUGUAGUGAGAUCUCACCAAUCAUUUCCAUCUUUUUAUGUUUUCUUCUUGUUUUUUCUUUAAUUUGUCCUGUUUAUUCGUCGGAGACCGGCCAUAGCAAUGCAACCAACCAAACUUUCCGGCCAGAGGACGAGUUAAAGAAGUUGAAGAUGAUAAGAGAACAUCUCAACAAGAUUAACAAGCCUGCAGCGAAAACAAUUCAGAGUCCUGAUGGGGAUCUCAUAGACUGUGUUUUGUCUCAUCGGCAGCCAGCUUUUGAUCAUCCACAAUUGAAAGGACAGAAACCAUUGGAGCCACCAGACAGACCAAAGGGGCAUAAUCCAACAGGCAUGGUAACUGAGAAUUUUCAAUUAUGGAGUAUGUCCGGUGAGUCAUGCCCAGAAGGAACAAUUCCAAUAAGAAGAACAACUGAACAAGAUAUGUUAAGAGCAAGUUCUUUUCGAAGAUUUGGAAGAAAACUAGGAGGGCAUGUAAGAAGAGACACUAACAGCGAUGGCCAUGAGCAUGCAGUUGGGUAUGUGACUGGAGAUCAAUAUUAUGGUGCAAAAGCAAGUAUAAAUGUGUGGGCACCUACGGUUUCUAAUCAAUAUGAAUUCAGCUUGUCACAAAUGUGGGUCAUUUCUGGUUCAUUUGGGGAUGAUCUUAACACCAUUGAAGCUGGUUGGCAGGUUAGCCCAGAAUUGUAUGGGGACAACUACCCCAGAUUCUUUACAUAUUGGACAACUGAUGCAUAUCAAGCAACAGGAUGCUACAAUUUGUUAUGCUCAGGCUUUGUUCAAACCAACAACAGAAUUGCAAUUGGGGCUGCCAUCUCUCCAACAUCCUCUUAUAAUGGUGGACAGUUUGAUAUCAGCUUAUUAGUUUGGAAGGAUCCAAAGCAUGGAAAUUGGUGGCUUGAAUUUGGAAAUGGGGUUUUAGUUGGGUAUUGGCCAUCAUUUUUGUUCACUCACCUAACGGAUCAUGCAAGUAUGAUACAAUUUGGUGGAGAAAUUGUGAAUUCCAGGCCAUCAGGGUUUCACACAUCUACCCAAAUGGGAAGUGGCCAUUUUGCAGGAGAAGGUUUUGGAAAAGCCUCAUAUUUCAGAAAUUUGCAAGUUGUUGAUUGGGAUAAUAACUUAAUUCCUUUAACAAAUCUAAAAGUUUUGGCUGAUCAUCCAAAUUGUUAUGAUAUUCAAGGAGGUAUUAACAGAGUUUGGGGUAAUUAUUUUUACUAUGGAGGGCCUGGAAGAAAUGUGAGAUGUCCCUAAGGGAAUGGUAUAUAGGAUGAGUUUUUUUUUUUUUUUUUUUUUUUGGGUUUUUUUUUAUAUGGGUGUCUUCUCAAGAUCAUUGGUGAGUUUAUUGGGUUAUUCUUAUAUUUAUUACUUUGUUAAUCCUUUUUUUUUUUUUCAUUUUGUAAACUUUAACCUUUCAACUAACAGGUGAUAUAUUAAUUAUAUUAUUACUUCCUUAGGGACUUAUGUAAAUGAAAAAAUAAAUAAAUAAAUAAAUAAAUUUUACUGAA